This is a messenger RNA of Eriocheir sinensis (Chinese mitten crab), 4640 nucleotides long. RefSeq lists its product as uncharacterized. The record is from RefSeq and is a predicted model, not a curated record. Lineage: Eukaryota; Metazoa; Arthropoda; Malacostraca; Decapoda; Varunidae. The transcript has 2 exons. Bases 1719 to 4454 code for a protein of 911 amino acids.
AUCACCUUAUAGGGGUAGUGACAGCACACAUGGUCCUGACAAUGAUAUUGCUGCUACAUCUAAUGAGGAACAGGCUACACCCAUAAUGGAUGAUGAAAACCCUCCAAAUGUCUGCAACCCUCAAAGCCUUCAACUGAUGUGCAUGAUUUGCCAUAAGCAGGAUGACAAUCUCAAAUCAUUUGUAUCUAGUACAUGGGAUACAUUCAAAAGGGCGGCUGAAUCAAGACUUAUGCUAAAGAAUGAUCGAUACAGGGAGACAACAACUGAUGUAAGCUUGCUGGGAGAAAUGCCUAAUGAUUGGUACCAUUCAGCAUGCUAUAAAAAUUACACAACCGUCAGGAAACCAUCCACAGGUGUAAGAGAGAAACAGCCCAUUAAGAAACCAGAGACGCGACGGCGAAGUUCGAUGCCACCAUCAGAUGAACGAGGUCUAUUGAAAGGUUCCUGUAUCUUCUGCCCAGUGCAGCGGAAGACUAUAAAAGGAAAAGUGGAGCCCUUGUCGGACUGUUCCACAGAUGAUGGCUGCAGAGCAAUAUUUGAAGUUGCUCCGAGAAGCAGCAAUGAUCGACUCAAAUCAACUAUCAGUACGCUCAGUCAUUGGAAAGAUCUUCAGGCCAAGGAAGCUCAAUAUCAUAAGUCAUGCCGUCGUGCCUACUUCAAAGAGGUUGACGGUACUACAUCACAGCUUUCAUUUUCAAAUAGACAAUUACAUGCAAAGACAUUUGACACAAUAUCUACACUAAUUGAAGCAGAGGUCAUUCAAAAGAAACGGGCAAUGCUUGUAACUUCCACUCUUGAACUGUACAGAAGUGAGUACCUAAGUUUAGGUGGAACAUCAGAUGACUUCAAACGUUACACAGCACAAGCUUUUAUGAAGAAGAUCAAGGAAAGGUUCAAAGAUCGGAUUUCAAUGUCAGUUUAUGACCAAAGACGGGGCAAUUUUCUGUACGAUUCUACUCUGUCUGAGUGUGAAGCUAGAGCCAGAAUCCAUGAUGAUGAUGAAAGGCACCUAGAAGUUAUCCAGUCUGCAGCAUUGUACCUUCGAUCGGUGAUACAGGAAAUGCCGAAAUGGAAUACUCCAACGCCAACUUCAGUACAGACCCUGAAGGCUUCUUCACCCGAUCUGCCAGAAGAAAUUCUACUCUUUUACAAGACUCUCCUCUGUGGCCUUCGAGAACCAACCGGGGAAGGUAACAGGGAAGCUGUGGAUAGAAAAGUCAUGUCCAUGUCAUCCGAUGCAGUCUACAAUGCCUCGAGGGGAAGCGUUCGACCGUGGAAACACACUGUCAUUGGGCUUGGGCUUGGUUCCUUAACGGGAUCCAAACUGAUCCUCAGGAUAUUGAACCGUUUGGGGAAUGCCCUGAGUUACGAUGAGGUCAAAGCGCUUGAAACCGAGUUCGCAUACUCCAAUGAAAGUAAUGGCAAGGAGACUCCAGAUGGCGUCAGGCUUAAUUCCUCCCUUGGAACUGGCUUAGCAUGGGAUAAUUACGAUGUCAACAUGGAGACCAUUGAUGGCAAAGACACCUUGCAUGCCACUGUGGGGAUAUGCUACCAGAAUGAUGAUACCACAAACAACCUGAACAAUGCGAUUCAAACAGUUACUAGUACAAUUAGAGGGAGGAAAAGACGACAGUUCCGUGGUGAAGAGCGUGACAUUGAACCCUACUACAAACAGCUGAAGAGAGCUCGAUUUGAUAUCCAUCCACAAGCUGACCAUCAUGACGAGAAUGAUACCAAAGAUCGAGUCAUCGACUUCCACUGGUUGCUACAGAAUGAAAUUGGCAAGCCAUUGCCACUCUAUCCAGGGUUUUUUUUCUCAAUUCAUCAAUGAUCCACUCCCACAGCAGACGAUCUGGUAUAUGGAGCCUCUUCCAGCUGCACCAACUAGAAAUGACGUAGUUCGAGAAACUAUGAAAAGGUCCAUGAAAGUUGCUGUGGAAACUCAACAGGAGUAUGGCAUAGUUACUUACGACCUGGCAGUGGCCAUUAAGGCCUAUUCAAUACAAGCAUUGGAUGCCCCUCUCUUCGACAACCUCUUAGUUAUGCUGGGGAACUUCCACCUAGAAUUGGCUUUCUAUGGAGCAGUUGGGACAUUCCUGAAUGAUAGCGGAGCAGAGUACUUGCUGAACGAAUCAGGGAUACUGGCUGAAGGGUCACUGGUUGGUUUCAUUCGUGGCAAGUUCUACAAUCGGUGUGUCAGGAUCCAUGACAUACUUGCUCUGGUCAUGGAAAUGAAAUUGUACGCAAGCUUCUGGUCAACCCUCCCGCAGGAUAGGAAGGAUGCCAUCGAAGAACUUCUUGCUGAGGUCCCCAGUGAUCUCAAAGCCCAGGAGGAGUUUCUUGGCGCCCAACCUCUCUUUGCAGAGCAUAUGCAACAAUAUGAACAGUACUUCCAGAAAGUCCUGAAUGGAGAACUUGGCCCAACUGCCCAAUACUGGGCUAUUUAUGUGUACAUGAUCAACCGCGUGCACAGAGACCUAAUGCGAGCCCUACGUACCAACAACGUUGAAGAGUACAUUUCAGCACUGCCAGCCAUCAUUGACAUUUUCUUUGCCUUGAAUAGGACUAACUGUGUACGUUGGGGCGUGCUGUUUCUCAACCAGCUGGAGAGGGCACCACCUCAGGCCAAGACAGUACUCAAGGCUGGAGCAUUUUCCAUUCGACGAACUGGCAAGAACUUCUCUAGGUCAGCCAUCGACUUGACACUGGAACAAACGGUCAACAGAGAUGCAGCCUCACCCAUGAGGGGCAUUGUAGGGUUCCAUCACUCUGUAAAUGCCAUAAGAAGAUGGUGUAUAACAUCCACUCAGCGAGGAAUGGCAGUGACCGAGUUGCGAAGUAUGACUGGUUUAGAGAUCGAUGAACAGCCUGCAUCACAGCUACGGCCCCGCAGAAUUGAGAAAGACAGUACCCAGAGGAAUACUUUGCUCAAAGUAGUGACAGAGUCAUGCGACCCUUUCUCGGUACCAGCAACAUCCUCUGCUUGUCUUCUAAAUGUCGCCACAGGAAAGGCAGCAUCAGCAGCAACACAGAAGUACUUGUUAGAGAGCCUGACUGAAGGUCAUGAACGUCAUAUGAAGUUUCGAGAGGAAUGCACGGCUGUCAAGGACAGGUUCUUAAAACCAAUACCAAAGAGAAAAGUAGCUAAUUUUGCCCAGGAAAACUCCAGAAAACACCAGACUGUCAGGGGCAAAACUUCUGAAAGCCUCAGAGACGCAUUCAUUCGCAUCCUCGUCGCUGUGUCCCAGCAGACAAACUUUGACCUUCAGCAUGUACUGAGCUUCCCCCUCACCAAAUGGCCACUAGCAAUUACUCACUCUGAUGGAUCAAGGAUGACGACUAACAAAAGCAAGCUGCUGAAGAAGCUGGAGGAACUGCAGGAUGGAUUUACCCAGGAACAAUUGCCCCUGAUCAGCGUGACACUGAUUGAUGGAGGUCUGCUGAUCCAUUCAUUCCUGUCCACCCUGGGACGUAUUACCACCUAUGGGAACUUGGCACGGUCGCUGCUGGCAUCUGUCUGUUCUAGUCAAGGGAACGAAAUCCACGUGGUGUUUGACACCUAUCGCACUGAUUCACUCAAGGAGAGUGAGAGGAUGUUACGUGGAGCUGCAGACCAGCCCUAUGUCAUAAGUGGACCAGAGCAAACAGCUCGACAGAGUUGCCAAAAACUCUUGUUAAAUGGUACCUUCAAGGAUCAGCUAGCCCAAUUCCUACUCAGAGAAUGGCAGGAGGACAAGUACGGGGCUAUCAUAGCCAACAAAACGUUAGUUGUGUCCCAUGGUGGCAACUGCGUCCGCCUUACCUUUGAUGAGGACAGUCGAAAAAUGAAUGUGGAACAUCCGCCCGAACUCCAAGGAGAGCAUGAAGAAGCAGACACUUUGUUGGCAUUCCAUGCUGCAUCAGGACUGACUGGAAAUAUUAUAGUCAGAGCAUCAGACACUGACGUGUUAGUCAUUCUUCUUGGAAUGCUUGGCAGGAAUCUGGUGACCCCAUCACCGUUAGACUUGCGGAUCAUAAUGGACUGUGGGUCUGGAAAUGACCGAAGGCACAUUGACAUCAGCGGCAUAGCACUUGCUUUGGAAUCGAAGCAAAAGGGAUUAACAGCUGCUUUGCCAGGCCUGCACUCAUUUACAGGCUGUGACUACACCACGGCGUUCUACAGGAAGGGAAAGGUCAAGCCUCUUGAAAUCCUAGAGAAGGACUCUGAAGGUGGUCUGAUCAACUUCUUCACCAAACUAGCAUCCCCUGAGGAGCCAGACUUAGCGAAGGCUGAGGAGUUCGUCUGUCGAUUAUAUGGAUUCAAGGACACGAAUGAUGCAAAUCAAGCCAGGCACAUGAAAUUGAGGCAGAUGACUGGGAAAAUCAAUAAGGUAAUGUGCUUACUGCAGUCUGCUGCCUUUGGCCUUGUGUUAAGAGUCUGCUGUCAGAGUCAAUCGAUUGUAAUGGAAUACUAAUAAGAGUAUUUUGUGUUUCAGGAAGAUCCGAUGGCCAACCUCAAGAAAGUAGACUGUGCCCUUCUGCCACCUUGUUCAAAAACGAUUAAGAACAAACUGCAAAGGGCACACUACGUCAGUCUCAUUUGGGGAUCUGCUGACUCUGCAAAUCCUGCAAAUCAGCGGGAUCCUCUAGAAUACGGCUGG